AUGGGUUUUCUUGAUGGGGAGUUCUUUUGCUGGAGUGAUUCAUCAGUGGUACUCUCAUGGAUCAAGGAUGAUCCAUACAAGUUCAACGUUUUUGUGGCAAAUCGCGUAGCGUCUAUUCAGGAUCUUACCGUCAACAUGAAAUGGCAACAUGUUCCCACGGCUUUGAACCCUGCCAACGUACUCUCCAGAGGUACAACUCCAGAAUGUUUAGCAGAGUCCAAGAUAUGGUUUCAUGGACCGGAGUUUCUUGUUGAAAAUCGAGAUGAAUGGCCUUCACAACGCUGCUUAGAGUCGUCAACGUUGGAAAUCCGUAGUAAGGUCAUGAUAGCCACGUCUCCGUAUGAUGAUAUCACCUUAACACGUCUCAACGUGGUAGAUGUCAACAAAGGCACAUGGCUGCUACUGCGAAUGGUGCAGUUGUCAAAUUUAUGGAGUGAUGUCAAGGAGAUUCGUUCGAAAGGCUUCGUCAAGAAAUCGAGUUCAAUCGCUUCUUUGUUGCCGUUCAUCGACCAAUUUGGACUUCUGCGUGUUGGCGGUCGGCUAGCCAAUUCAACUCUUCCCUACGAUGCUCGCCAUCCUAUUAUAUUACAUCGACGGCAUCCCAUUACGUUGGCAUUCAUCGCUCAGCAUCACAAAAAGAAUCUUCACGUUGCAGCUAGAGCAUUAUUAGCAAAGAUUCGGUUACAAUAUUGGCCGAUUGGCGGACUGCGAACUGUGUCGAAGGUUGUUCGCAAUUGCAUCGAAUGCUUCCGGGCCAAGCCCACUGUGCUCGAACCAAUUAUGGCCAGCCUUCCGAAGGAACGCUUUCUGAAUUCUCGUGCCUUUGCAAUAAGAGGAGUGGACUACUGCGGGCCGUUUUACUAUAAAUCUGAAGUUCGGAACAGACCUCCAAUCAAAUGCUACAUCAGCGUAUUCAUCUGCUUUGCUAGCAAGGCGAUUCAUCUGGAGUUGGUGAAGGAUUUGACAACUGCCGCCUUUCUGGGAGAUUCGUGUCACUUCGUGGGAGGCCUAAUCAGAUUUGGUCCGAUAAUGCGACUAACUUUGUCGGGGCCAAAAAUGAACUUCAUGAUGUCAAGAAACUUCUCUUCAGCGAUCCUCAUAAGGAGUCAUGUGUGCCUGAUGGACAACAUCGAGUGGAAAUUUAUUCCUACUCGUUCCCCACAUUUUGGUGGACUAUGGGAAGCAGCAGUCAAGAGCGCAAAGCACCAUCUGUAUCGCUCUGUUGGUCGCUCUAUUCUCAACUACGAUGAGCUUCGCACGCUGGUUUGCCAAAUAGCGGCAAUAAUUAAUAAAAAUCCUGACGAUUUGGAUGUGCUGACUCCCGCUCAUCUAUUGUUUGGUGGUCCUCCAACCGUGAUUCUGGAGCCCGACCUAACUACGUUGGACUACAAUCGGCUGGAUGGUUGGCACCGUGUCACUCAACUGCAGCAGGUCUUCUGA
This is a messenger RNA of Drosophila sulfurigaster albostrigata, 1440 nucleotides long. RefSeq lists its product as uncharacterized. Gene Ontology annotation, molecular function: nucleic acid binding. NCBI's taxonomy places the organism in Eukaryota, Metazoa, Arthropoda, Insecta, Diptera, Drosophilidae. The transcript has 3 exons. The coding region runs from base 1 to 1440 and encodes 479 amino acids. The record is from RefSeq and is a predicted model, not a curated record.